Messenger RNA from Fusarium keratoplasticum, 924 nucleotides. RefSeq lists its product as uncharacterized. The record is from RefSeq and is a predicted model, not a curated record. Lineage: Eukaryota; Fungi; Ascomycota; Sordariomycetes; Hypocreales; Nectriaceae. Gene Ontology annotation, biological process: catechol-containing compound metabolic process. The coding region runs from base 1 to 924 and encodes 307 amino acids. The transcript has 5 exons. Gene Ontology annotation, molecular function: catechol 1,2-dioxygenase activity; ferric iron binding.
AUGGCAAACCCCACCACCGAGACGACCAAGCCCACCAAGGCCAACGGCCAGAAUGGUGGUGCUCCCCAGGAGGAGGGCCUCGGCCAAGCCUUUACGCAACAGGUCAUUGACUCCUUUGGCCCCAAGACGGACCCUAGACUCCGCGAGGUCAUGUCCUCGUUUGUGCAGCACAUGCACGACUUUGCUCGUGAGACUCAGCUCACUGUUGAUGAGUGGAUGACUGCGGUCAAGAUGAUCAACUGGGCCGGUCAAAUGAGCAACGAGAAGAGGAACGAGGGACAGCUCAUGUGCGAUGUGAUCGGUCUUGAGAGCUUGGUGGACGACAUCACACACCGCGCAGCGGCCAAGGACGCUGCCUCAGGCACAGCGACUGCCAUUCUUGGCCCUUUCUGGCGAGCAGACACUCCCAUCAGAGAGAACGGCACCACCAUCACCUUCGACACUCCCGAGGACGGCAUCGUCGCCUAUCUUUACGGCACUGUGACUUCGGCUGCUACCGGGGCCCCUAUCCCCAAUGCCUCUGUUGAAGUCUGGCAGGCAUCCACCAACGGCCUGUACGAGCAACAAGACGAGAAGCAGCAGGAGCACAACCUGCGUGGCAAGUUCAUCACAGACUCUCAGGGUCGAUUCUCCUUCUACUGCCUGCGACCUACACCGUAUCCCGUUCCUGAUGACGGUCCUGCUGGCAAGCUCCUCCAGCUUCUCGACCGACACGUCUACCGCCCUGCGCAUCUCCACUUCAUGGUCAUUGCCGAGGGAUACAAGUCCGUCGUGACACAGAUCUUCGACUCCGACUCGGGGUACCUCGACAACGACAGUGUGUUUGCCGUCAAGGAUGGACUGACGGUGGAUUUCGUGCCACGAAAAGGCGACCCUCAAGCAAACUGGGAGCUUGAGUAUAACAUGAGCCUCGGGACUGCGUGA